This is a messenger RNA of Dreissena polymorpha, 3577 nucleotides long. RefSeq names its product disintegrin and metalloproteinase domain-containing protein 10-like. Gene Ontology annotation, molecular function: metalloendopeptidase activity. Lineage: Eukaryota; Metazoa; Mollusca; Bivalvia; Myida; Dreissenidae. The transcript has a single exon. Gene Ontology annotation, biological process: Notch signaling pathway; membrane protein ectodomain proteolysis. Gene Ontology annotation, cellular component: plasma membrane. The coding region runs from base 249 to 2648 and encodes 799 amino acids. The record is from RefSeq and is a predicted model, not a curated record.
GGUUUCAGUCGGUGUUUGGGUAAAAUAGCUCCCACAAGAUCAUAUCCACAAAAUGAAGAAAUGGAAAAAAUAAUUAGAAUUAUACAAGAUCUAGUACGAAAUGAAAACUGAUUUGAUGUUUAUUUUCUGUUUUUAAUAAUCAUGUUCGAUUCUUGAAAGAUUCGGUUUUUAAAACCAAAGUUUCAUGCGCGGGAAAGUUUUAAAAAAAUCGUCAGAACCUGUAUUGGUAGCCAAUUUUGAAGUAAAAGAUGCCAGAUAAUUGUUUCUAUCUGAACGUUUUCUAUCUGAACGUUCUUAUAUGUGUAUUAGCGACUUACACACACACACAUUCAUCUAGCCACUUACAUAUGGAUGGUUUCCGACCUGAAGAUUUUUUGAAAUUUUACCAGAAUAUUUCUGUCGAUGUUGAACUUUACAGAAAGGCGAGUGUUUUUGGCAUAAUAACAUUUACAGUAAACCAUGGACAAAAGUUUGCGUUGAAGUUUACUCAUGGAUAUGUGCUGCACGACGAUAUCGAGGUAGAUGUGGAUGGUAGCUCGGUGAAUAUUGUUAAUGCAUGGAAUAAUGAAGUACACAUGUAUAGAGCCGUUUGUACAGAGCCUUCCAAAUGCUCUGCCGUGGUAAGGCUGUUUGAGGGCAAUAUUGACAUAACCAUACAAACUAAACAUAAUUCAUUCGUGGUUGAACCAAGGUCAAGAUACUUUAUCGAAAGGUCACCUCCACAACCAAAAAACGUUUCUUCUUCCCGUAUGACAUUUGACUCAAUAUUUUACAGUUCUAAUGACGUAAGCCUUAAAUUGAAUCAUUCGGUUGCAACGUUUCCGCCGAAUUCCUCUUUUCUGUACGAUUUACACGCAACUGGAUCUCUGCCAAUUUCUAAGCGUCGUAUGAAAAGAAGUUCAUUCAAAACAGAAUGCCUAUUGCAUAUUAUCGCUGAUCAUACAUUUUAUUUACAAACCGGUAAAACCAGUGUUACAAAGACAAUUGCAGAAAUUGUUUAUAUGACUGAACAAGCCGAUCUUAUUUUCCGAAGUACAGACUUUGACGGCGAUGGGAUGGGCGACACAGUUGGGGUUUCGAUAAAGAAAAUCACUGUGUAUCAAAAUGAAACUUACCACAUGGCAAAAACGGAGGAUGUUACACGUUAUCUUGAGACAUUUUCGGAGUAUAACUUUGAUAAUUUUUGCUUAGCAUCGGUAUUCACUAGCAGGGAUUUUGACGGCGGUGUAGUUGGUUUAGCCUGGAUGGCAAGCUCCAACUUACAUGGAUCACCGGGGGGAAUUUGUCAGCGGCCGAUUUUCUACAAAGGGAAAAGAAUAUGGACUAACACUAACCUUGUAACGAAUGUUAACGCAGGAAGGAUACUACCGUCUUUCUUGACUGCUUUAACAUUUGCACACGAAAUCGGGCAUAAUUUUGGCAGCCCGCAUGACGAUUCGCAAAACCCAUCUUGCGUUCCAAACAGCGCUUACGGAAACUACUUGAUGUAUCCUUACACUUCAGAUGCCAAUAAGCCGAACAAUUUCGUAUUUUCACCAUGUAGCAUCAGCUACAUCUACCCCGUAUUGGAAACGAAAGGAACGUGUCUUACAGACAGGGCAGCGUCGAUUUGUGGGAACGGCGAAAUUGAGGCAGGGGAGGAAUGUGACUGUGGAUCUUCAGAGAUGUGCCACCUACUGGAUCACUGCUGCACACCCAGCGACGCGAAAGGAGCAGAUCGACCAUGUACCAUUAAAAGGUCGACCGGGAACCAGUGCUCACCGCUUGCGUCUGUGUGUUGUUCAUCAAGUUGCCGGUAUCGUUCCACCGGUGAAAUGUACGUUUGCCAGGAUUCGACUGAAUGCACGUUGCCCGCAAUAUGUACAACAAACUCGUCAAAUUGCCCGUCUGAGAAGCAUGUAAGUAACGGAACGUUAUGUGACAAUGGAAGAAAAGCAUGCCUGGAUGGGAAAUGCAUGGGAAGCGUUUGUACCGCAACUGGUUAUGCGUCAUGUGUGUGCAGUGGUGACCUUUCUUGCUUUGAGUGCUGUUUGGAUGCUGAUAUGCACUGUAAACCUGCUCAGAAAGACUCGGGCGAAUAUAUUUACCGUUCUAAGGGAAUUUCUUGUAAUGACCGAAAUGGAUUUUGUGACAAGAACGGCGAAUGUGUUUCACUUGAUCCAGAAAGCACAAUCAAAAGGCUGUAUGACAUGUUUAGCAGGGACGAAGCUGAAAAGGUGAAAGAAUGGUUUUCGUCGCAUUGGUAUUACAUUCUGAUUGGAAUGGCUACACUAGCGGGAUUAUGUCUGCUUUUUGUCAAGACUUGUCGAAGAAAUCGAGACGUACAGACGAACGCAUAUUUGCUUGGAAGAUUUGCAGGAAUCCAACGGGAGGCGGAGUUGCAGAAAGCAUAUUUGGAGCGACGACGCGCUUCUAUACAGGCCGAAUACCAACGUAAAAUUGAAAACAUUGGGGUGAACACGCUGUCCAUGGGUGUUCCAAAAGCCCUGGCGAGAUUGAUGGUAUUUUUUCCAACUGUUGAACCCCGAGUGCUUCUGAAGACGCUGGAAAUGAGUGCAAACGAAGAAACGGCGGUUAAAAGUCUUCUUAUAAGAAAAUAUCCUUUCAGGCGAUUGUGUAAACCCCUUUCAAAUAAAAAAAGGAAAUGAUGUCGACACUACGAGACCUCUAGCCGAAUCAGUGUCCAUGGUAGUAACGCUGACGGAUUUGUAAAAAAUGGUCAUCGUGUGAUAGAUUUUUAAUGAUGUACUGCUUUACUGGAAGUGGAAAAUUCAAUUUCUCGGUGUUUAACGUAUCUUGAAGCUAACUUGAUAUUACUUACCGUUAUUUAGUACACGAAUUUCAAGGGUAAAUUACUAACGAAAAUUAAAUGUCAACCUUUAUAGCAAGAUAUAAAACCACAUAGUGCAUUAAUAAUUUUAAUUUAUUUCAUGUAUAAAGGAUUUUGCAUGAAAAAUAAAAUAAAAACUGACCCCAUAAACACACAACCAAAAUGAGAAUUCAGACUCGAUGUCGUAUUUGUCAAAAUGUGUUAAGUUACCGUGAGGUGACUUGCGAUUAUGUCUAAGAAGUUAAAGUUUAAAUGCAAAGUAAAGUUGAUUAAUAUGAGAAAGUUUGGUUAACAAAACAGAUGUUGAAAAAUUGAGAAAUGAAAAUUUUACGUGAGUCAGACCAGUGCAAUAUAAAUGCAAUAUAUAUUAUUUACGUGUGAUUCUUGUUAUGUACUUUAUAACAAACAAAUGAAUUAACAUCAUAAAAUAAUCCAUGUUUUCAUCAUGAUACUAACAUUUAAUUAUUUUAAUUCAAUACUCCUCAAGAUAUCAACACAUGUACAUAUGUGUUUAAUCAAAAGUAUGUUUUUUAUAAAGUAAUGCAAUCUUUUGUGGUCUCAUGAGCGGACAGUGAAGCUCCUGACCAGACUGCGCAGGCUUGUCUGGAGCUACUCUGACCUCAAAUAACACAAGAUCCAUUUUCGCAUGACGCGGCUCGUAUAUGCAUAUCCGUAUUCAAUGUUAAAUAAUUAUUUAAAUGUUAUUGUUGUUCGUUUUUGUUGCUGUUUAAUAAAUAUUAUCGGAAA